AUGCAGGCAGAUAUGGAGGAGGCAGAAGAACAAAGUUUUAAGACCAAAGGUGGCGGAGUCAUCUUCCGUGAUCAUGCGCUACUCGUGACGCAACAGCACACAUCGACCACAUAUAGCAUAGCAGCCUGCCUCUCGAGAGUCGCAGAUGCAGAAUGGGCGCGGUCAUGUGAAAGAACUGCAGAUGUGGCGGAGGGAAAUUGCCAAAAGUUUUUGCAUACAAUAACUCCUUUUGUUUGUGGUGGCCCUACGAGUAUCACUUCGAGAUUCGUCGGCACAGUAGUGCUCUUCUGUGCCUUCAUCGCCUUUGUUUUCGGCUUAACUUCAGUAGGGCAAUUCUUCCAGCAAAGGCAGUUGUCCACAUUCGCCGCUUCGCCCUCUAUGGCAAUUAUCGCUGGCAUCAGCCAAGGCUUCGCAUCAAUCACGAACAUCAUCAUUUUUAUUGCGAUGUGUUGGUCAUUGCGUCCAGCACAUUAUCCGGACAUGCUCCAGCCCGAGGGGGUGGUUGAAAACCUCGUUGUACUGUUUAUUGGCCGUGGCCUGGGACUCGCCCUAAUCAUGUUUCCCUUGGUCAGCAUCAUUCAGCUGGUGUAUCUUAAGUGGAACAUGCAAUGA
Suillus plorans is the source of this 612-nucleotide messenger RNA. RefSeq lists its product as uncharacterized. The record is from RefSeq and is a predicted model, not a curated record. The coding region runs from base 1 to 612 and encodes 203 amino acids. NCBI's taxonomy places the organism in Eukaryota, Fungi, Basidiomycota, Agaricomycetes, Boletales, Suillaceae. The transcript has 12 exons.